UGAGCCAGGAGGCCGAGAGGCUGUAAGGAAUUCUCUCCCAGGGGGAGAUCCAGGCGUGACUCGGAUUCUGUAAGCCGUAAAUCUUUCUGUUUCCUCUGGAGACCAAAAUAUCUUGUGAGGGAAGAGGGCUGAAUGACAGGAGGUUUGGCCAGACCUCUUUGAUUAGGAAGACCUGGGGAGAUGCAUUGGUCCAUUUUGGUGUGGAGACUAGAGAGAAGAUGGAGGGACAAUGCCCAGCAGAUGGAAAAGGCCGUCCUGCUUCUCAGCCUUGGAGCUGUGGGAAGAAUGAGGCAAGUCCUGGGCAGAAGAGUCAAGAAGAGGAAGUCAGCAGUUCAGAGGUUCAAUGCUGUGACUUUAGCAAAGUGCAAUUCCAGGAGGGGAGGGGUCCUCGAGAUGUUUGCAGUCAACUUCACCACCUUUGCCGUCAGUGGCUGCAGCCAGAAAGACACACCAAGGCUGAGAUGCUGGACCUAGUGCUCCUGGAGCAGUUCCUGGCUGUCCUUCCUCCAGAGAUGGAGAAAUGGGUACGGGAGUGUGGAGCAGAGACCAGUUCCCAGGCGGUGGCCCUGGCCGAAGGCUUCUUGCUGACCCAGGAGUCUGAGAAGAUGCAAGCAGAGUUGCAGUCCUUGCAAACUGUCACCGAGUAUCCCCAGGGGAGGAAAGAUUCAUCAAAAUCCUCUCAAGAGCUGCUCUUCAGGGAGACUUUCCAGAAAGUUCAAAGUCAGGACAUCACAACAGUCUGCUUCUGCUUAGAACAACCUUCUAUUUGUGAUAGAACUGAAAUAGUGGCUGAACUUCUGCCUCAGGAUGUUGUGUCUUUGGAGGAAGUGGCUGUGCAUUUCUCUGAGGAGGAGUGGUCUCAGCUGGAUCCUGCCCAAAAAGCUCUCCAUGGGGAAGUCAUGCUGGAGACUUCCAGGAAUCUGGUUUAUCUGGGCUAUAAUGAGCAAGCAAAUAAGAAUUGUAAGGAACAAUGUCAACCGGUCCAUCUGAAAAAGAAAAACAGGAAUUUUGCAGAUCAGAUGGAAGCAAAGAUUGAUGAAACAAACCGAUCACAAAGUGAAAUAAAAAAAAAAUUUCCGUUGCCCAAUUGCCUUCUUAGCCAUGCAAUCAUCGAUAUGGGAGAAAUACUAUAUAAAGGCAUGGAUUCAGAAGGCAGACCAUAUACCUGCCUGGAUUGCGGAAAAACCUUCUGUUAUUAUGACUCUCUUACAAUCCAUCAAAGGAAUCACACAGGAGAACGACCUUAUAAGUGCAUGGAUUGUGGAAAGGCCUUUACUUGUAACAGUCGUCUUAAUGUGCACAAGAGGAUCCACACAGGAGAAAGACCUUAUAAAUGCAUGGAGUGUGGAAUGGCCUUUACUCAGAGCAGUUAUGUUAAUAUCCACAAGAGGGUCCACACGGGAGAGAAGCCAUAUAAAUGCAUGGAGUGUGGAAAGGCCUUUAAUAGUAGUAGUAAUCUUAAUUCACACAGGGUGGUCCAUACAGGAGAGAAGCCUUAUCAAUGCAUGGAGUGUGGAAAGAGCUUUAGUCAAAGAAGUAGUCUUAAUUCCCACAAGAGUGUCCACACAGGAGAGAAGCUUUAUCAAUGCAUGGAGUGUGGAAAGGCCUUUACUCGUAACAGUCGUCUUAUUACCCACAAGAGAAUCCACACAGGAGAGAAGCCUUAUAAAUGUAUGGAGUGUGGAAAGGCCUUUUUUCAAAGCAGUUCUCUUAGUUCCCACAAGAGUGUUCACACAGGAGAGAAGCCUUAUCAAUGCAUGGAGUGUGGAAAGACGUUUACUCAUAAUAGUUAUCUUAAUACCCACAAGAGGAUCCACACAGGAGACAAGCCUUAUCAAUGUAUGGAGUGUGGAAAGACUUUUACUCGUAGCAGUCGUCUUAAUUCCCACAAGAAGUUCCAUACAGGAGAGAUGCGAUAUUAAUGCAUUGACUGGGGAAGGGGUUUACUCGUAACAGUUGUCUUAAUUCCCAUAGAAGGAUCCACACAGAAGAGAAGCCGUAUCAAUGUCUUGAAUGUGAAAAGAGUUUUAUGUGGAAUUGUGUUAUCGCCUCCCAUAAAAGGAACCACACAGGAGAGAAGCCAUAUAAAUGUAUGGAAUGUGGAAAGAGCUUUAGGAAGAAUUGUGAUUUUACUUCCAGUAAAAGGAUCCAGACAAGGGGAAGAAAUGUAUGAAGGCAUGGAGUGUGGAAAGAGCUUUCCAAGAAGGUAUACUCUUACUUUCCAUAGAAAGAUACACGAAUAAAGUUAGGACAAUCACUGCAGGAAUUGGUGGUAGAGAUCUGCCAUAUUGGGAUGUGCUGCAAUUCACUAAGGAAUUAUUACUUUUUGGGGUUUUGGAAUCUCACUCCAGUGUGAAAUCAUUUACUCAAAAGAGAGCUUAGUAAUAUGCUGUCAUAUCUCAGGUAAGCCAGACAGGAAUCAUGGCCAAACAGGCUAACUAUUGUAAGACUAUUGUACUACUACUAUUCAUAGUCUGUUGUAAGGUUGUAUUAAUAAAAUGGUGCAAGUCUGAAAGUACAAAUCUGCUGUUGCUUAAAGUUGCUUCUAACUAUGAGAUAGAGGGCAUAUUCAUUGAAUAAAUAAAUAAUAAAUAACAGU
Molecule: messenger RNA, 2599 nt
Organism: Ahaetulla prasina
Lineage: Eukaryota; Metazoa; Chordata; Lepidosauria; Squamata; Colubridae
Product: zinc finger protein 626-like
Exons: 6
Coding region: 219-1922 (567 amino acids)
Biological process (GO): regulation of transcription by RNA polymerase II; central nervous system development
Cellular component (GO): nucleus
Molecular function (GO): DNA-binding transcription factor activity, RNA polymerase II-specific; RNA polymerase II cis-regulatory region sequence-specific DNA binding
Source: RefSeq, a predicted model, not a curated record